UUGCAUUCACAAAGCAGAACAUUACUCAAGUGAACUGUUAUUUUUAUUAAUCUAAAAAAAACUCAAACAAUUUCAGAAUGAAUUUUUAUAAAAUUUUCGUAUUCAUUGCCUUAAUAUUCGUCCUCUCCGUCAGUCAAAGUGAAGCUGGUUGGUUAAAGAAAAUCGGCAAAAAAAUUGAACGUGUUGGACAAAAUACCCGAGAUGCCACCGUGAAAGGUCUAGAAGUAGCUCAGCAAGCAGCAAAUGUUGUCGCUACCGUGAAAGGAUAACAUUUUAUACCCAUUAAGGAAGAGUUUAAGGAGAACCCCAUAGAAGUUUUAUAAAAAAAACGUACAUUAAAAUGUACAGAAAUAUACAUCUAAAAAUAUUAUUAAGUAA
Molecule: messenger RNA, 378 nt
Organism: Glossina fuscipes
Lineage: Eukaryota; Metazoa; Arthropoda; Insecta; Diptera; Glossinidae
Product: cecropin
Exons: 2
Coding region: 78-269 (63 amino acids)
Biological process (GO): defense response to Gram-negative bacterium; defense response to Gram-positive bacterium; antibacterial humoral response
Cellular component (GO): extracellular region
Source: RefSeq, a predicted model, not a curated record